Messenger RNA from Gigantopelta aegis, 834 nucleotides. RefSeq names its product poly(rC)-binding protein 3-like. Gene Ontology annotation, molecular function: mRNA binding. Gene Ontology annotation, biological process: regulation of RNA metabolic process; regulation of gene expression. The coding region runs from base 1 to 834 and encodes 277 amino acids. The transcript has 8 exons. Gene Ontology annotation, cellular component: nucleus; cytoplasm. The record is from RefSeq and is a predicted model, not a curated record. Lineage: Eukaryota; Metazoa; Mollusca; Gastropoda; Neomphalida; Peltospiridae.
AUGGCGUCUACGGGACCCGACGACACGUGGACCAAAGACGCCAGUUCAAACAUCUGGAGAGUGUGUACAGGUGAAGUGGAUACAGUAUCUACAAAUAUAGAAUCCGGGCUGCUUAUCCGAGGUGAAUCAGCUGUAGCAGUAGAUAACCUUGAGACUGAACACAACAGUGCUGCAGCCACAAUGGACUCCUCAACCAUUCCUUUCACAUCUGGUUCAUGUACUAUAUCUACAACUUCAACUGUCUCUAGUAACUCAUCUAAUCUUCAUUUGGAACCUCCAAUUACUUUUAGAAUGUUAAUGACAAGCAAGGACAUUUCUGCUAGUAAGUUUAGUGGUGAUGUGAGUGGCAGUAUACCAGUUACCUUAAAAUUAAUUAUCCAAACAUCUCAGUGUGGCUCCCUAAUUGGUAAGGGAGGGUCUAAGAUUAAGGAGAUUAGAGAGACUACAGGAGCAUCAAUUCAAGUAGCAGGUGAAACAUUACCUAAUUCUACUGAGAGAGCAGUCACUGUGUCAGGUACUCCAGAAGCUAUCACACUCUGUGUUCGAGAGAUUUGUGAUAUUAUGUUAGAAAGUCCACCUAAAGGCCCCUUUGUCCCCUACAAACCUCAUGCACUCCAACCUAAUCAAGCUUACCAACCCAGAUUAAUUGGAUGUGUUAUUGGUCGUAAAGGUUCAAAAAUCCAUGAAAUCAGAGUUAGUUCGGGUGCUAUGAUUAAAAUUGCUGGUAAUGAGGGUGAUGGUACUGAUAGAUUGGUGACUAUUACAGGGACACCUGAGUCUGUAGGAAUGGCACAGUAUCUCAUCACAUUCAAGUUAUGCAGUACAAAUAAAUAA